AUGAUGGAGCAGGAUCUGAAGAUGAUGGAGCAGGAUCUGAAGGCCUGCUACUCAAUUGAAGAGAACUUCGACACUAACUAUAAGAUGCUGAACACACUGGGUGAAGGAAAAUUUUCAGUGGUGAAACGGGCCUUCCAUGUCCCCACAAGUACCUCUGUGGCUGUAAAAAUUCUCCAAAACACCAAGGAGUACACCUCACCCAUCUGCAGGGAAGCCAGGAUUAUGAAAUCACUUAGCCAUCCUAACAUUAUCAAGCUGUUUCAUGUGGUCCAGAGAAGAGAGACGACCUACCUGGUGAUGGAGUAUGCCUCAGAGGGAGAGCUACAAGAUCGCAUCAUCAAAGUGGGGUCUUUAGAGGAGAGCAAGACUCGAAGGCUGUUUGCCCAGAUAGUACAUGCGGUGCAGUACUGCCAUGACCAUCACAUUGUCCAUAGAGACAUAAAGGCCAGCAACAUUUUGAUCGACUGCAGGGGAAAUGCCAAGCUGUGUGAUUUUGGCUUGGCUGCUGAAGUGAUUCCUGGACAAAAGCUGGCAGGUUUCUGUGGCACACUGCCCUACUGUGCCCCGGAACUCUUGCAAGCAGAGAAAUAUGAGGGCCCCCCUGUAGAUAUCUGGAGUUUAGGGGUCCUCCUGUUCCUCAUGGUAUCUGGGAACUUGCCUUUCCAAGGCAAGUCUUUUGUGGACUUGAAGCAGGAGAUCAUCUCUGCAAACUUCAGCAUCCCUUCCCAUGUUCCCAUUGAUAUUUUCAAUGUCAUCAUUGAACUGCUGAUGAUCAAUCCCAGCAGGAGGCCCACCAUCCACCAAAUCAUGAGGCACCCCAUGAUCAGGGGCAGUGAGGCAUGUUUACCACCUACUUCCACACAGAUUUCCCAGGCACCCCAAGCCACAGCAUUGUCAGGACCAUGAGAGUCAUCACAUAGAAGCCUGACAGGAAUAUGUCCUCCUGCAGUCCCCAAGAGGAGCUCUGUGGAUCCCUGCAGCCACCUAAGAGUGUAGGUGUUCCAGGAUCCUCCUCUGGGGAUAUCUUGGAGAAAGAGACCCUCAUGGAAAAAAGAAC
Mus musculus (house mouse) is the source of this 1057-nucleotide messenger RNA. RefSeq names its product predicted gene 5157. Lineage: Eukaryota; Metazoa; Chordata; Mammalia; Rodentia; Muridae. The transcript has a single exon. The record is from RefSeq and is a predicted model, not a curated record. Gene Ontology annotation, molecular function: protein serine/threonine kinase activity; ATP binding; transferase activity. Bases 1 to 906 code for a protein of 301 amino acids.